Messenger RNA from Cercopithifilaria johnstoni, 609 nucleotides. The record is from the annotation of a GenBank genome assembly. Lineage: Eukaryota; Metazoa; Nematoda; Chromadorea; Rhabditida; Onchocercidae.
AUGGAAAACAAGGCAUCCGAACGAGAUGGUGACACGUCUAUUGCAGAAGUCGACUUAAUUAUGAACAAAUUUGGGGCACCUCUGGAGGAUAUAUACAAACUAGCUACAUCUUUUUACCGAGAAAGAAAACAGAGUUGUGAGCUUGUAGUACCAUACGAAAAACGAUUGUUAUUCAUGGCAUAUUCGAAGCAGGUUCGCUAUGGUCCUUAUGAUGCAGCUGCAGAUGAUUCAGGAUGGUUUGACCUUAUUGGCAGCGAUAGAAUGAAGGCUUGGAAGGACUUGGGUAAUUUAAGUACUUCUGACGCAAUGUCGGCAUUUGUCACUCUACUCGACAUUGUUUGCCCACUAUUUCGUGAUUUUGUCAAUGAACAGUUACAGUCACAAGCAAAUCUCAAAAGUGAAGAUCAUCUUGAUCACCAGCAGAAUAAUGUUCAAUCUGAUGUCUUUCAAGCAGUGAAUGAUAUGGAAAGAUUUGAAGCACAGCGACAGCAAAUUCAGGAAGCUCUCAAUCGUCAAACAUAUCAUCAAUUUCGAGCAUACGCUCAACAGCAAUUUGUAGGCGACCCUAUUCAGCAGUUUAAAUUUCUCAAAUUUGAAAUGCGGACUUAA